This is a messenger RNA of Clunio marinus, 237 nucleotides long. The record is from the annotation of a GenBank genome assembly. NCBI's taxonomy places the organism in Eukaryota, Metazoa, Arthropoda, Insecta, Diptera, Chironomidae.
AUGAAGAAUUCUAAUGUUAACUCAUAUUUUAAAACUCACCCUUUAUAUUGUGCUAAUGUAAAACAAUUUUAUCCUCAUGUUCACUCAAUUGAGUGUCUUGAUAAAAUGAAAGUAACUGAUGGAAUUGUUGUCUGGAAGAUUAUACAGGAAGAAGGAAAUUACUUUCAAAGGGAUUUUAACAUUAAUGUUGAAGCAGAACUAAUGUUCAGUGAAUGUCAUGAAUUUCAAAUUCUAUAA